AUGGAUCUUUUCGACUACUACUGCAAUAACCUCGACUACCAAUAUCACCUUGUCAUUUCCGAACGCAUCAAGCGGGAUAUUCACACGUUAUAUGAGAAUAUUGCACAGAAUGCACCGGUGGAUCUAAGUGUCCUCGCACUAGUAUUUAGCAUUUCCGCUACAGCUCUCUUCUUUCAGCUUUUAAGCACGGACUCGGCGGAAUGUGCGGAAAGCCGAAGUAGGGAAACAGCGUUUCUGGCGGGGGCGUCGCUGGUUCAAAGCAAUUUUAUGUCCUAUCCGACCGUUACCGGACUACAGGCGUCACUUAUAAUUGGGCACCACCUAUCCGGUCUUCUCUUACAUCCAUGUGUUGCCUCAUUCUUUGUGCUGGGUACCAUGAUCAGUCAAGCAAAGAGCCUUGGGCUUCACAUCUUGGACUGUCCUGGCUCCGAAGAGGAUCGUCAAGUGAAUGGUUGUGAUAUAGGGGAUGUGGAACUGAAGCGGAGACUGUGGUGGGAUCUUGCGACCUAUGACUGGUUUCUUAGUUUCCUCAGUGGACCUCAGGAGUUUACAUACUCCAUCAAUCCCAAACACAUGAAUGUACGACUACCUUUAAAUAUUGAUGAUGAGGACAUAGAAAGCGGCAUACCUGUUUCAUUGUCUAUACCUACAUGCAUGUCAUAUACCCUUGCCCGUCUGCGGUUGGCUGAAGUAUGCCGAGAAAUUGUCGAUGGGACUGCCCUGGAGCAUUUCAAGGGCGAGGAUGUGCCUUACGAAAAGAUUCUUAAUCUAGAACGCAAACUUCAUGAGGAAUACGCGAAGCUCCCUACUUUCUUUCGAUACGACCAAUCCUCACGGCGUGAAUUUUCAGAGCUCUAUAAAGAUCGACCGGUGUUUUCCUGGCAAAGAACCUUCAUUCAGCAAGGAUACCAUGCACGAUUUCUAAGGUUGCACCGCCGGUACUUUGUUCGUGGAGCCAAGGAUCCUCGAUAUUCCUACUCCCAUGUAGUAUCGCUUCAAUCAGCCCGAAAGGUUAUAGAGUUGAAGCGCAUUAUGGACGAGGAACAGCCUGUUAUCACGCCCAAUGGCUCCUUCUUCUGGGCCAUCAUGCAUCAUGUGUUCAUGGCAGCCGUGACCCUACUCAUAAACGUCUGCUUCAACUGGGAUGAUAUCCUUGCUGAGAAACAAAAGGAGGAGGUGCUUGAUGCCUGUCGCAUGCUUAGCCGGGCACAACAGGCUUCUUGCAUCGCACGAGAAGGUAUACGUGCGAUGAUGGGCACGUUGCGUAAACAUUGGAAGCAGCAAAAAAGGCCUAUGUCGGGAACACAGCCAGAGCCACUGGCUAUAGCCCAAAAGCCUUUGGAGAGGAGUGCGGAGGUAGGACGAAUGGCUAGAUUGGUGCCAUUUGAUCAACCUUCUUCACAUUCCGAUGAGGAUACACUUGAUCCCAGAACCGCAGAUCUUAAUAUGGUGCCACUGGAAGACAUCUGGAGCGAAAUGCUUGACGACAGUGCUCAAGUCGGGCUAGAUACUCCAGCAUGGAUAGACUUGUUGAACGAUUUGACACAUACAAGUGUUCCAUAUUGA
This is a messenger RNA of Penicillium longicatenatum, 1566 nucleotides long. Its product is annotated as fungal specific transcription factor domain-containing protein. The transcript is spliced from 2 exons. The record is from RefSeq and is a predicted model, not a curated record. Lineage: Eukaryota; Fungi; Ascomycota; Eurotiomycetes; Eurotiales; Aspergillaceae. Gene Ontology annotation, biological process: DNA-templated transcription. The coding region runs from base 1 to 1566 and encodes 521 amino acids. Gene Ontology annotation, molecular function: zinc ion binding; DNA binding.